GAAAGUACAUGACAGACCAAGGUUCAAUGUAUACGAUACUUCAAGGUGUGCCAGUGAUGGUUUCGCCCUUGUACACAUUACCGAAGAAGGUUUUUGUGGCCUCUGAGCUCAAGAUGGUCAUUGACGAUGUCGCAAAGUUAGUAAGUAGUUCUUUUGCUCGUAUAUUUGAAAUGGUUUACUGAGAAAUAUUCCUGGGACCUUUCUAGCCAGUGUAUCCUUUCUCAAUCGA
Molecule: messenger RNA, 229 nt
Organism: Mycotypha africana
Lineage: Eukaryota; Fungi; Mucoromycota; Mucoromycetes; Mucorales; Mycotyphaceae
Exons: 3
Coding region: 9-182 (57 amino acids)
Source: RefSeq, a predicted model, not a curated record